AGAGAGAGAGAGGACAAGAAGGCGAUGAAUCUAAGACCCAUCAUCGUUAUGUACUAUGUCUUUUGUGAGCUAUAUAUUUUGAGGCCACCUGCGUUGCUUUUUCUCUCAAACACACCUAAAAACACACUAGCAUUUAUUUACUCUCUCCAGCCAAACCAACCAAACUGAAUCAUGGGGGACGAGGAAACUAAAAAACCAGCCUAUGAGGCCCUGAAAACUUGGAAUGGCAAUAAAGAGAAAGGUGGAUUCAGAGCUAGUUCGUUUCUGUUUGUGUUGGUGUUAUUUGAGAACAUGGCAUUUGUGGCAAACAUGGUGAGCUUGGUGCUAUACUUCUCUCAGCAGAUGCACUUCGAUCUGGCUGGCUCUGCAAAUACUCUUACAAACUUCAUGGGUGCUACUUUCUUGCUCUCCAUUGUUGGUGCUUUUAUUUCAGACACUUACUUGGACAGAUUUCAUACUUGUCUUAUUUUUGGAUUACUCGAAGUACUGGCAUUGGUGAUGAUGACAAUUCAAGCACAUGACUCAAAGUUAAAACCAAGCCCCUGUAACAACAAGUCAACAUGUGUGAAAGGUGGAAUAGCAGUGAUGUUCUAUGCCUCUCUGUACCUACUGGCACUGGGUAAUGGUGGGGUGAGGGGGGCUCUGGCUCCACUGGGUGCGGACCAGUUCGAUCACAAGGACCCAAAAGAAGCCAAGGCUCUAGCAAGCUAUUUCAACUAUCUGUUGCUGAGCACCACAGUUGGGGCUGCUGUGGGGGUCACUAUAAUCGUGUGGGUCAGCACAAAUAGAGGGUGGUGGAAGGGUUUUUUUAUAUGUACAAUGGCCACAGCCGUUGGAUUCUCUGUUUUUGCACUUGGAAAGCCUUUCUACCGCCUACAACAACCUGGAGAUGGCCCCAUCAUUAGAAUUGCUCAGGUAAUAAUUGUGUCAUUUAAAAACCGCAAGAUGUCACUUCCAGAGAGCCCCACUGAACUGUACGAGAUCACUGAAAAGGACUUCGUUUCUCAGAACGAAAAAAUUCCACACACCACGCAAUUUAGCUGCCUGGACAAAGCAGCAAUCCUGGGAGCUGACACGAAACCAUCUCCAUGGACAGUCUGCACAGUAACUCAAGUAGAAGAAGUCAAAAUCCUAACCAGAAUGAUGCCAAUCAUAGCCAGCACAAUCAUCAUGAACACCUGCUUAGCCCAACUCCAAACCUUCUCGGUCCAACAAGGCUACAGAAUGAACCGUUUACUCAACAAAUUCGAAGUCCCAGCCCCAUCCGUCCCAGUCAUCCCCCUUGUCUUCAUGUCCAUCCUCCUCCCCAUCUACGAAUUCGUCUUCGUCCCCGCCGCCCGUAAGCUCACGGGCCACCCCUCCGGCAUCACCCAGCUGCAGCGUGUCGGGGUCGGCCUCGUCCUCUCCGCCGUCUCCAUGGCUGUUGCCGCCUUAGUGGAAGUCAGAAGGAAACAACACUCUCUCAAAAACCCAUUAAAACCCAUAAGUCUGUUUUGGCUCUCUUUCCAAUAUGGCAUUUUUGGGAUUGCUGACAUGUUCACAUUAGUUGGGUUGUUGGAGUUUUUCUACAAGGAAGCACCUGUUUACAUGAGAUCACUCUCCACUUCUUUUACUUGGAUUUCACUCUCUUUGGGCUACUUUUUGAGCACUGUGUUUAUUGAUAUUAUUAACUCUGUGACUAAGAGAGUUACUAAGAGCAAGCAAGGGUGGUUACAUGGGCAAGACUUGGAUCACAACAACUUGGACUUGUUUUACUGGUUUUUGGCUAUUCUGAGUUGUCUUAACUUUGUUAACUAUCUGUAUUGGUCUUCAUGGUACAAGUACAAGACUGAGGAGCCUAAGAUCGAUUCGUCGGUGGCGAUGUCAGUGAGCAAAUUGCCUUUUCUGAAGGAGGAAAGUAAUGCUGGAAAUGAAGGAAAAGAAGCAUCAUCCUGUGUUGAGAAUACUCAAGGAGAAGAAGCAUCAUCCUGUGUUGAGAAUACUCAAGGAGAAGCAAAGUAGAAAGGAGUAGAAUGGGCAUGUAUGUGUAAUUUAUGUACUACCCUAGUAUUGUUAUUAUGGCUUUGUGUGGGGUUUGUUUGUAAUUUUUGGUUUUGUCUCUCUGGUUGAGCUUUGGGAGAGAAUGUGUUUAGCGCUACUUGAUUUUGUAAUAAGAUUGUAAACGCAUAUAUAUAUAUGUAUGGGAGAAAUUUUAUGUCCUUUAA
Messenger RNA from Camellia sinensis, 2204 nucleotides. RefSeq names its product protein NRT1/ PTR FAMILY 4.5. Gene Ontology annotation, cellular component: membrane. Gene Ontology annotation, biological process: transmembrane transport. Gene Ontology annotation, molecular function: transmembrane transporter activity. NCBI's taxonomy places the organism in Eukaryota, Viridiplantae, Streptophyta, Magnoliopsida, Ericales, Theaceae. The record is from RefSeq and is a predicted model, not a curated record.